This is a messenger RNA of Gracilinanus agilis (Agile Gracile Mouse Opossum), 1608 nucleotides long. It is a transcript of the gene ZNF18, whose product is annotated as zinc finger protein 18. Gene Ontology annotation, molecular function: DNA-binding transcription factor activity, RNA polymerase II-specific; RNA polymerase II cis-regulatory region sequence-specific DNA binding. Gene Ontology annotation, biological process: regulation of transcription by RNA polymerase II. The coding region runs from base 1 to 1608 and encodes 535 amino acids. NCBI's taxonomy places the organism in Eukaryota, Metazoa, Chordata, Mammalia, Didelphimorphia, Didelphidae. The record is from RefSeq and is a predicted model, not a curated record. The transcript is spliced from 6 exons.
AUGCCGACAUCUCCACUGAUGAAGCUAGAAGGGGAUUCUUUUUCUGGACAGGAUUUUGACCUGAGAGAGGACAACCCUGAGACAGCUCGACAGCACUUCAGGCAAUUUCACUACCAGUUGAUGUCUGGGCCCCAUGAGACUAUGAGACAACUUAGAAAGCUAUGCUUUGGCUGGCUUAGGCCAGAGAUUCACUCAAAGGAGCAGAUCUUGGAAAUGCUUAUGCUGGAACAGUUCUUAAGCAUCUUACCUGGGGAAAUCCAAACCUGGGUGCGGAAACAGUGUCCAGAGAGUGGAGAAGAAGCAGUGACAUUGGUAGAAGGCCUACAGAAAGAUCCUGGGAAAUUGUGGCAGUGGAUCAAAGUCCAAGUGCUUGGACAGGAAGCAGUUUCAGAAGAAAUGGAAUUACCAGAUAUCUCAGUGGAGCCUCAUACUAAGGUCAUGCUUCAGGAAGAAGGCAUACAGAAUUCACACUUGGCACUGGAGGAGCAGCUGAACUACAGCAUCAAAGAGGAGUCUGAUAACUCACUGGAGUUUGGUUUGCCAGUUUCCCAUCUUCCUACUAUUUCUGAAGGAAGUCCUACCAGAGAGAAUGAUGAGGCAGCUUCACUUCUUGCACCUGGAUCUCAGGAGCAGUGGCAGUACCUGAAUCACAUUCAGAAAGAGAUUUACUGGGAUGCCAUGCUGGAGGAUUAUGGGAAAGUGGUUUCACAAGGAAUUCCUGUUUCUAAACCAGACCUGACUAAUAUGGUAGAUGGAAGGGAAAAGCUUGAUGGAUCACAUUCUCUUGCAGAUAAAGAAAUUCCUAGAAACAUUUGCAUAGGAGACAGGAGAGAGAAUGACAAAGAGAAUCUUCACUUGGAAAAUAUAAGAGUUCAGGAAUCUCAUAAGAUCUGUUUCCAGCAAGCCUCAGAAAAGAUACCUUCACCGGCCCCCUUGAAUGAAUUCAUUGAGGAUGCUCUAAGAAGCUCUGGAGUAAGAAAAGAUCUUAUCAUCCAGGAAAAUCUUCAGGAUAGAAUAAAGGCAGAGAAAAGCCUUUCUUUGGAAAAGAAUUUAGGGAAACUCUUAGGUCAGCAUUUGGCUAGUCCAGUGGAACAAGUUUCCCAGUGGAAGGAGGAAAAGAAAGAGGUCUGCCAGAAGGGCCAGCUUCGAACUCUAGUGGGACAGAAGUAUAAUGUUACAAAUAGAUGUGUUGACUGUGGGAAAAGCUUUGCUCAGAAAUCUCAACUUGUCAUCCACCAAAAAAUCCAUACUGGAGAGAGACACUAUCAGUGUUCCACUUGUGGAAAAAGCUUCAGUCGGAGCUCAGACCUUAGGAAACAUCAGAGAAUCCACACAGGGGAGAAACCCUAUAAAUGUGAUUAUUGUGAGAAAGGUUUUAGUGAUUUCUCAGGAUUACGCCAUCAUCGAAGAACGCAUACAGGAGAGAAACCAUACAAAUGUUCUAUUUGUGGGAAAAGUUUUAUUCAGGGGUCAAACUUUAAGAGACAUCAGAGGGUUCACACAGGAGAGAAGCCUUUUAAAUGCUCUUGCUGUGGGAAAUGCUUCAGUUGGAGCUCAAGCCUUGAUAAACAUCAAAGAUCCCACACAGUAGAAAAAUCUUUUAAAUGA